Lodderomyces jiufengensis is the source of this 1377-nucleotide messenger RNA. RefSeq names its product Crh12p (gene CRH12). The record is from RefSeq and is a predicted model, not a curated record. NCBI's taxonomy places the organism in Eukaryota, Fungi, Ascomycota, Pichiomycetes, Serinales, Debaryomycetaceae. Gene Ontology annotation, molecular function: hydrolase activity, hydrolyzing O-glycosyl compounds; glycosyltransferase activity. Gene Ontology annotation, cellular component: fungal-type cell wall. Bases 1 to 1377 code for a protein of 458 amino acids. The transcript has a single exon. Gene Ontology annotation, biological process: carbohydrate metabolic process; fungal-type cell wall organization.
AUGUUUUUUAAUUUAAUUAUUUUAUUUAAUUUUUUAUUAAAUCAAUCGUUUGCCAUUUAUGAUUCAGAUUUUGAUUCAGAUUAUGAAAAUGAAAAAUGUAAUCCAACUUCAGAUAAGAAAUGUUUAGCAUGUAAUGAAGCAUUGAGUAAAUCCAUACAUGAAACUUUUUUAGCUGGUACAAAUUAUUUUGCAAUUACAAGUUGUAGAAAAGGUGUUAAAUUUACACCUCAAGGAUUGGAACUAACUAUUCGAAAAGAAUUUGAUAAUCCUGCAUUAACUUCAAGUUUUUAUAUAAUGUAUGGAAAAGUUGAAGCUCAAAUUAAAGGAUCUUUUGGACCAGGUAUUGUUAGCUCAUUUUAUUUACAAAGUGAUGAUUUAGAUGAAAUUGAUGUUGCUGAGAUUUUAGGUGGUGAUCCAUUUAAUUAUCAAACAAAUUAUUUUAUAAAGGGAAAUGUAACAACAUAUGAUAGAGCAAGAUAUCAUAGACUAAAGAAGAGUCCACUAAACGAGUUUUAUACUUACGGAGUUGAAUGGACACCAAAAUAUAUUACUUGGUAUUUAAAUGGUGAACCAGUUAGACAAUUGAGUAGACAUAAUAAACAAGGUUAUCCUUCAAGUCCAAUGGUUCUAAAAUUAAGUUUAUGGAGUGGAGAAACAACUCAAGAUCAAGGUACAAUUGCAUGGAGUAGAGGUUUAACUGAUUAUAACAAUGGUCCAUUCACAAUGUAUGUGAAAAAUUUAAAAGUUACUGAUUAUUCCGUUGCAAAAUCUUAUAUGUAUGGUUGGUCAUCAAGUGGUGAAUGGUUGAAUUUGAAUGCAAGAGACGGUUAUAUUUAUAACGAUAAUCAAGCAAAUGAACCACCAGUAAAAUUUCCAACGUAUAGACAUGAAGAUUGGACUGUACCACAUGAAAGAUCAAUUGUGUUUCCAACGGCUACAACCACUACAAGCACUGGGACUCAAACAGAAACACCAUUUGACUUUGCAACAACAACAAUAGCCAUAGAUCAACUAAUAAAGAAAACCAAUCCUAAAAAAACUAAAAAUUCCAAAAACGUGUAUGAUUUACCAUUACAAACAGAGUUAGGUAAGGAAGUUUAUGAGUUAGUUCAUGAAUCGUGGGAAACUUCAAUUUUUUCAACAUCAACCGAAAAUUAUUUUCAUAAAACUUUGAAUGUUGUAGCAACUCCAACUAGUCAAAAAUUAAAAUCCAAGGAUUCUUCAUCAUUUGUUCAAUUUCCAGAUAAACAAAAUGAUGAGAAUAAACCAAAAGUUAAAGAAAAGAAAAAGAAAAAUUCUGCUGUUUCAAGUUUUAAUACUGAUUUUAUUUUAUUCAUUUUGUUUACUGAAUUUGUUUUGAUUAUGACAUCAUUUUAA